UCCAACCAGCCCUCCAUCUCCAGCCUCCUCACCCAACUGCGCCGCAGCACCCUCACGCCUCACAACCGCCUCAAAUCCAUCCACGCCGACGCCGCCUACGUCGCGCAAGUCGCCUCCGCCUUUUCCACCCGUCAACAAUCUCACGACCGGAAGCGCAAGAGACAGGGGAGACCGCUGGUGGCGAAUGAGCGCUGCGGGAGCUGGUACAUCCCGCCGGAGAAAAAGGACGGCAGCGCCUAUUUCAAGAGCACGGAUGGGCAUGAGCGGGCGUGGAAGUUUAGCACGAGGAGGCUGAAUCUGCAUUUGAUUGACUUGAUUGAGGAGAAUGACGGAAUCAUCAUUGUCGACUCAACUCGCCGCGGUAAACGCAUGCCCGAUGCCCUCUCCACCACCAUCCCCAUCUGGUGCGCCGUCAUCAACCGCGCCCUCCUCCCAAACCACCCCCUUUCCUCCAACCUCUUCCUCCCUCCUUACUUACCCGCAUCAACUCACUCCCAAAUCCUCGCCCUCAUACCGUCAUUCCUCGCUUCCCUCAAAGAACUCAACCUCACUCUGCCCAAAUCUCUCACAAAACCUCUUCGCCCCCUGUGGAUCACGCAAGAGUCAUCCCUCCCCGACUCUCCAGACUCAGGUGAAGAAAGCGACGAUGACAACGAAGACAGCCAGAAUGUCAUAUUCCAAGACUUUAGACCUGUCAUAUGCUGCACCGCUAGCAGACGAGUCAUUGGAAGCGAGGUAGAUGAAGGCGGCUACAUCCAAGGCGCAGGAGACGACACCGAGAAUUGGGCACUGGGACUCACCCCCGACGUCUUCUGGGCCAACACCACAGCCCUGCUCUCUUCCCCUGAAGCUAAUCUCCCAGACCUCAUCGUCCGUCUGGUGGAGGAAGCUAAAGUGAAGCGCCAGGCCGGACAAGGCAGUCAAACCGCUCUUCCGCGAAAGCAACUCACACCACACAUAUCUGUCCGCCCGGUAUCAACAUCCCAUGAUCUCUCAACACCACCUGUCAAGCAAGAAGACGAAUGCCUCAUCCUCCUCACCGACGCUUCUCCCACUCCAAAGGAAUCAUGGAUCCAAUCUCCAACGCAUAUCCGCGUCGACCUUGGCAAACACAAGACUGCCAGCCGCAAUCUCCGCCUUGCCCUCCCAGAGAUAUGCUCCUUUGCAGCUGCUUUCCUACAGAAACACCAUUCAGUAUCAGAUUCCUCAGCGGAUGGAAACAAAAAGCCACCGCAGAUUGUCGUAGCCUGCGACUCGGGCAAGGAUCUCUCAGUGGGAGUCGCCCUCGCAUUGUCAUGCUACCUCUUUGACGAGCAGGGCAAUUUUCGCGUGCCAGAUGAAAAUGCGUCCUUUACAAAAACGCUGGUCAAAAUUAGGCUGGGGGCCAUCAUGACGGUAUAUCCGGAGGCGAAUCCGAGCAGAACGACUUUGCAGAGCGUAAAUAGCUUCCUGAUGGAUUGGAGGAAAUGA
Molecule: messenger RNA, 1470 nt
Organism: Trichoderma atroviride IMI 206040
Lineage: Eukaryota; Fungi; Ascomycota; Sordariomycetes; Hypocreales; Hypocreaceae
Biological process (GO): charged-tRNA amino acid modification
Cellular component (GO): cytoplasm
Molecular function (GO): tRNA adenosine(64)-2'-O-ribosylphosphate transferase activity
Source: RefSeq, a predicted model, not a curated record